Molecule: messenger RNA, 2405 nt
Organism: Paecilomyces variotii
Lineage: Eukaryota; Fungi; Ascomycota; Eurotiomycetes; Eurotiales; Thermoascaceae
Exons: 8
Coding region: 183-2165 (660 amino acids)
Biological process (GO): regulation of Golgi organization
Cellular component (GO): cytosol
Source: RefSeq, a predicted model, not a curated record
UUCGGCGUUCUGAAACUACUGGAGCCGUCAGAUGCCAGCUAAGAUUAAAAGAAACCCACCGGGCAUAAGUGUUCUGUGCAUAUCUUAGACAUCUCCUUGGACUCCUCGAACGCGCGGUAUCAUGAGAUCGGAGCCUUGUCAGAUUGCUCAUUGCCCUCCGAUCCUCGUCAGUCUUACUCGUCAUGGAAGCCUCACCCCUCACCCAGCAGAGUAGACCCGAAACUUUCAAACCUAAGAUUGUGCAACUUUAUGAGAUCCUAUUUAAUACUACGGAAUAUGCUGAGCCGUCAGAGGGCUUUUGGAGGGAAUUCUUUUUGCUGGGCCCAGAUAGGUCGCAGCUCCGCGGGAUCUUAGACAAGCUUAGUCCCGAUGAGACCCUUAACUUGCAGCUGCAAACGCAGCAGCUGUUUGCUCGCGCGACUCAGGAAGUGGCAUCAGGGACCGCGCCAAAUGAUCUACAUGCCCUCGAGACUUUAACUACUUUCUUGGGUAGUGUUCUGAACAAAAAGUACACCAACCCAAGUUCCGAUGUUAUCACCGUGUUGGCUGGACUGGACCAAGUCGACCAGGUGAUGACAGAAUUCGUCGCCGUUCUGGACACCACAAUCAGAAGCGGCAGUAACUUCGAUCUGCGACUCAAGGCCAUCAAGACAGCUAUUUCCAUGACUAGCGGGGCAUACAAGACAAGCCUCAUUACUUACUUCACGCAUCGUGAUUUAUUCCCUUCUCUUAUGAAGUUCAUACAUGACUCAGAUACCCAUAUCCAAAUCUUCGAGCCUUUCUUGCUUCUAGGGUUGCUGGCAAACUACAACAGAUUUGAAUUCCAAAACCCUUACCAUCUGCGACUGGUAGAUUUUGUCAACGAGGCUACGAUCCAGAAGAUCGUCAAAGGCAUCGGAGUGUCAUGUGCGGCACUCAGAAAUGGAUAUGUCGCCGUCCAAGAUGACGUCCCCGAAGGCUGGUCCUUGACGAGCACGUUGAUCUUUUUCGGCCUGCGAGCGCUUGCUCCUGGCGCCAGGGACAAGGCCUCGCCCCCUACACCAGAAGAGGCAAAAGAGAUGUUCGCGGCAUUGCCCGCACCGGAGGCUGCGUUGCUCCUGGCUACAUAUGAUUUUACCAAUGCAAACAAACUUUUUGGAUAUGACUUCGUCUCAUACGCCCCUGAGAAACGAACCGAGGAAGCGCCAUUUUCGAGCUUCCUCUCCUUGACCUCGUACCUUCUUCAGCACGCAUACCGGUCUGCAAGGGUCUCCCAUUAUGCAGAGCUCAAUCUCUUCACUCUACGUAUCAUCGUCGAGGACCCAGUCCUAGCCAAGCGGUUAUGUAGUGAUGAUGGAAAGAGAGCGGUGCGCUUGUGUCGGCAAAGACAGCCUUAUCUCCCCGUCGUCCAGGGAGAACGCAUUCUCGCGACCGUCAUCUUCGACAUCAUGAUCGAUACCAUCACACACAAUCUCCGUCGUCGUCUCGACAUCAACAUCUAUAGCCACACCAUCGCCAUUCUCCUCCGCCUCUUCACCUACCUCUCGUCAAACAAAGUCCGACUAGCCUACCACUGGUCAGAACUAUGGCGCACCCUCCUCUCCCUGAUGCGCUUCCUCACCACCUACGCCUCGGACCUCUCCAGCAGCCCCGACAUCAACAUUCUCACCACCUCCCUCGUGAACCUCCUCGCCUUUAGUGUCUCCGCCGGCGACACAUUCCUCCCAGACCCCGCAUCCUACGACGACCUCUUCUACAAACUUGUCGAAACAGGCCCCAUCCUCACCAAAUUCGGCGAAGUCUACAAACUGCAUGCCCCCUCCUCGUCCACGGCCACCAAAUCAGCCGCCGACCUCCCCAGCACUAAAGACGCACCAUCCAACAUCGCCGCCAUCGACACUCUCCUCUCCGUCUCGUCACACUUCCACUCCCUCCUCUUCAUGCCAGAGAAGAACGCCGACGUCAAACCCGCCACCUCAGGCGACGAACCUGCCACCGUGCGGAAAAGGAACCUUAGUCCGCGUCAGGUCCAUCAGAUCAUCAAGCAGGGGUAUGACACGUUGAGUAUUCAAACUCAUGAGGGCUUGGAUGCGUGGGAGAAGUGGCGAGAGGCGGAUUAUAAACCGGAGCUAAAGCGCGCAGCGAGAUGUGCCGUUGAAGAUGCGAGGAAAUUGGUUGUUUAUUAGUUCAAGUUAGUAGCAUCAUUUCCCAACAAAUAGGAAGGUGAUUGGGGCCAUACCUUAAAACAAACUCGGUUUAGAGCAGAGAAACUGAAUGUGCAAGUUUCCGUGUACAAUCAUUAUUGCUCUUGAUAGGUAGAAUCUAGGUAGAUCUUCCGAUAAUAUGUUGGAUCUCGAAAGGAAAGAUAUCAAAGACCAAGAAUCGAUAAUAGUAGCGGAGAGAAAAGAGAAUAUAAAUGUUCCGUG